AUGUGGUUGCCCGGGGCUGCUCUGGGCCUUCUGGGGCUUUCCCUUCAACAGCCAUCGGCACCGCCGACCUCACAACCAAGCCCGAUCAUGUCGCCGUCGUUUGCCUUGAAGGAGUCAAGCGAUGUACUCUCUCCAAAGGAUAUGCUCUCCCUGCCAAGGCCGGGGGAUCCCCUCCCAAACAUCGCCGGCGAUUUGGCACUCGUUCCCAUCAGUCAGUACUCCUCCGACGAUCGCAAGACCCACAAGUUACUCGCUGUUGUACCUUUGGAAUCUGGAUCUCGGGAAUACUCCCUUCCCCUGCCAAAGGGCGGUGACGCUUUCUGGAUUGACUCGCGUACCAUUGCGCACGUCGUCGAAGCCGAAAGUGGAAAGAAACAGGACAUAUUCGCAGUCCCAGUCACAUACGAAAACGGCAUUGUUGCUGCCGGAGAACCUGUCCUUGUUGGUUCCUUCCCAGUUACCACUGCAGCGGACUUCUGCUAUUCCCCCUGCUCGGGAACUCUUGUAUUCUCUGCAUACGUUUACGCGGACGGCGAUUUGGAAGCAGUGACGGCGAAUGACGAAGCAUACGACAACCGAGGCAACACCGCUCUGGUGUACGAUCAAACAUUUGAACGUCAAUGGGACACGUGGGUUGGUCCAAAACACAAAUCCCUUUUCACUGUCAAACUUCAAAAAGAGGACAGCAAAUACGUCCUCAGGAAUUCUUUCACAAACGUCCUCAAAGGCACCGAGUUGAGCUCUCCCGUUGAGCCAUUUGGAGGAAAGGACGACUUUGACAUUUCGGAUAGUCAAAUUAUCUUUACUGCAAAGGACCCCAAGCUUCCCCAGGCAAUGCACACUAAGCAAAAUAUCUAUCUUGUUGGCUUUGAUGGUUCAAACCUUGUGGAACUUACCUCCGGCAUCCAUGGCGCUACCCAUGCUCCAGUCUUCAACCGCCAAGGCACAAAAGUUGCCUGGCUUCAACUCGAUGAAGAUGGCCACGAAUCAGAUAGACACAAGAUCGUCAUUCACGAUCUCAUCAAAGGCAUCAGCUUCACAGUCACCCAGGAAUGGGAUCGAUCGCCCAGUGUACUAGUGUUCUCGGAAGAUGGUGACUUCCUCUAUUUCACAGCAGAAGACGUGGCAAGGGUUAAAAUCUUCGUUCUUCCUGUGCCUCCAACUCCAGACAAAAGCACGACUCACCCUAAGCUAUCUGACCCUUAUAAGACACCCGUCGCUCUUACCGAUUCUCAUGCUGCUUCCGGCAUUCAAAUCCUUCCAAAUGGUCGCAUCAGUUUUGCAGUUUCCUCCCUGACUGCACCCAAGGAUGUCUUUAUCCUUGGCAAUCUCCGGAAGGUGGAAGUGGACGUAAUGAACAUGACACCCAACAUCUACCGCGGUGAACUUACCCGGAUCACGAAGUUUUCUGCAGAUUCCUUGCAGGGAAAGUCCCUCCAUCCAGGAGAAGAGUUCUGGUUUGAGGGCGCGACCCAACAAAUACAUGGAUGGAUUCUCACUCCUCCCGGCUAUCAGACCACGGAUAUGAAGAAAUGGCCUAUUGUAUUGCUCAUCCAUGGAGGCCCUGAAUCAUGCUGGCAAGAUUCUUGGGCUACUUUCGUUGUUAUGAUCAAUCCAACUGGAUCUACGUCUUUCGGCCAAAACCUCACCGAAGGUAUCAAGGAAGAUUGGGGCGGAAAACCAUUUGUAGACCUCCGCAAUGGCUGGAAAUAUGUAUUAGAUCACUAUCCCCAAGUCGACCCGGAGCGCGCGGUCGCCGCGGGUGCUAGUUGGGGUGGUUACUGCUAUCAAGUACGUCUCACCCCCUGGAUUCAAGGAAACCCAGAAUUCGGAUUCAAUUUUAAAGCUCUGUUUUGUCAUGAUGGUGUUUUCGAUGUCACUUACAAGGGCUACGCAACUGACGAGCUUUUCUUCUUCAAUCAUGAAUGGGGAGGACGUCCAUGGGAACCCAAGUCUCUUGAACUCUCUCGGAAGUACAGCCCAGUGUAUACCGUCAGUAAGUGGUCGACACCACAGCUUAUUGUUCACGGGAGCAAGGAUUAUCGCCUCCCGGAAACCGAGGGCAUCGCAGUAUUCCAUGCGUUGCAGCAACUGGGCGUUCCUAGCCGACUUGUCAUCUUUCCUGACGAAAAUCACUGGGUCCUCAAUCCUGGUAACAGUUUGAAAUGGCACUACGAAGUGUUUAGGUGGUUCAACCAAUAUGUAGGAAAGACAGGCUAG
Pisolithus orientalis is the source of this 2220-nucleotide messenger RNA. Its product is annotated as Alpha/Beta hydrolase protein. The transcript has 16 exons. Gene Ontology annotation, molecular function: serine-type endopeptidase activity. Lineage: Eukaryota; Fungi; Basidiomycota; Agaricomycetes; Boletales; Pisolithaceae. Gene Ontology annotation, biological process: proteolysis. The record is from RefSeq and is a predicted model, not a curated record. The coding region runs from base 1 to 2220 and encodes 739 amino acids.